Messenger RNA from Lotus japonicus, 2689 nucleotides. Its product is annotated as protein LYK2. Gene Ontology annotation, molecular function: protein kinase activity; ATP binding. The record is from RefSeq and is a predicted model, not a curated record. Gene Ontology annotation, biological process: protein phosphorylation. Lineage: Eukaryota; Viridiplantae; Streptophyta; Magnoliopsida; Fabales; Fabaceae. The transcript has a single exon. The coding region runs from base 346 to 2364 and encodes 672 amino acids.
UAUAAAGUCAGGUUUGAAGCGCCUCUAAGAGCAGGCGGUUAAAAGGGUGUAGGCUAGAGUCUCUUGCAAGUGAAGCAGAGGGAGGGGGGAGGUGUUGGUGCAGAUCCUUUGCCAAAGGAAUCAAGUCCAAAGGAUUAUUACAAACAGCUGGAAGCAAGUCAAAAUACACAAAAUAAAAUUAGUGAUUCCCAAUAACCCUGUCUCUGAAUUUGAAAAGUUCUGUUAUCUUUCAUUGUAUAGAUCCCAAAAUACUCACUCUCCAAGAGUGAGAAGAAAAACCUUCUAUUUUAAUAGGCCACUCCCCAUGUUAGAGCUAGCUGAGUGGUCAUUGGCACAGUAGAACAAAUGAUCAUCAUUCCCUUCCACAUGGGAGGAGCUUUGGUAUUCUUCCUUUGCUUCCUUGUCCCUUCAUUGGGUAAAAACCUGCUAACCUGUGAGACAACAUCACCAUAUGAUGCCUCUGGCUACUACCAUUGCAAUGAAAAAGUGUCACACUCACUGAGCCAUUGUGGAACAUUUGCACUCUUCCUCACUAACUCUCACUACCCUUCUCUCUCCAACCUCACCUUUUACUUGGGACUCAAUAGGUUUGUCAUAGCAGAAGCAAAUGGAUUCUCUGCUGAAACUGAGUUCCUCCCUCAGAAUCACCCUCUUCUCAUACCAAUUGAUUGUAGAUGCAAAGGUGAGUUUUUUCAGGCUGAGUUAACCAAAACAACCAUCAAAGGUGAGAGCUUUUAUUCCAUUGCUGAAUCACUGGAAGGCUUGACAACCUGCAAGGCUAUUAGGGAAAAUAACCCUGAUGUUUCACCUUGGAAUCUUGAUGAUAAUCUCAGAUUGAUUAUCCCAUUGAGGUGUGCUUGCCCAUUUUCAUCUGAACCAAGAAUUUUGCUUUCUUAUAUUGUAAGGGAAGGUGAUACAAUUUCCAAUUUGGCCUCAAAGUUCAAUAUUACAAAAGAAGCUAUAGUUUCUGCAAAUAACAUAUCACUAGAAGGGCUUGGACCAAAAAAACUUGCACCCUUUACCUCUAUUCUGAUUCCACUGAAUGGUAAACCAAUUUUUGGUCCACUGGCUAAACCCAUGGAACCCAAUUCAAGUUUUCCAACAACCAGAAUCCCAACACACAAGAAGUCAGCAAUGUGGAAAACUGAAUUGUACAUUGCACUAGCUGGGGUUGCAAUUGGAGUCUUCAUUGCUUUUGCAGCAGCUUUCUUUGUGAUCAGGUUGAAGCAAAAGAAGGUGAAAGAGAAUUCAAGCAAAGAAAGAGACAUGGAGCUGCAAUAUCUGAAUCAAAGUGUGAGAACCACAACCACAAGUGACAAGAAGAUUUCAUUUGAGGGAUCACAGGACACUCUUGAUGGGAAAAUGGUUGAUACCAAUAAGAUGUUGCUGGAGACAUACACUGUUGAAGAUAUGAGAAAAGCAACUGAGGAUUUCAGUUCAAGCAAUCAAAUUGAAGGAUCAGUGUUUCAUGGCCGUUUAAAAGGGAAGGACAUAGCAAUCAAAAGAACAAAGACAGAGAUGGUGUCAAAGAUAGAUCUUAGCCUCUUCCACUAUUCUUCACUUCACCACCAUCCUAACAUCCUUGGGGUUCUGGGGACAUGUUUGUUAGAGGGGCCAGAGUCAUAUCUGGUUCUUGAGUAUGCUAAAAAUGGUUCAUUGAAAGAUUGGCUUCAUGGUGGCUUAGCCAUCAAGAACCAGUUCAUUGCUUCCUGCUAUUGUUUCCUGAAUUGGAGCCAAAGGCUCAGGAUUUGCCUAGACAUAGCCAAUGCCUUGAAAUACAUGCACCAUGUUAUGAACCCAAGCUAUGUGCAUAGAAAUGUGAAGAGCAGGAACAUUUUUAUAGAUGAAGAAUUUGGUGCCAAGAUAGGCAAUUUUGGGUGUGUUGAGAAUGAUUAUGACACUGAAGACCCUCAUUUCUAUUCUACUAACCCUGCCUCUUGGAGUUUGGGUUAUUUGGCACCAGAAUAUGUGCACCAAGGUGUGAUUUCUCCAAGCAUUGAUAUUUUUGCUUAUGGGGUGGUGUUGUUGGAGGUUUUAACUGGUCAAACACCUAUAAGCAGGACAAAUGAUAAAGGGGAAGGAAGUGUUUGGCUUACUGAAAAAGUAAGGUCCACUUUGGUGUCAGAAAAUGUGAAUGAACUGAGGGAGUGGAUAGACAGUGCAUUAGGGGAGAACUACUCAAUUGAUGCAGCUAUGACAGUGGCUAAAAUUGCAAGAGCUUGUGUGGAGGAAGAUUCAUCUUUGAGGCCAAGUGCAAGAGAAAUUGUUGAGAAGCUAUCAAUAUUGGUGGAGGAAUUACCAGAAAGGGAACAAAAAGUGUCAAUAAGUGAAAGCUCUUGCAAACCUCUUGUGGACAAUCUGUGAAUAAUCCACUCAAAAAGAUCAUAUAGACACAAUGAUUUAAGUCUCUGGUCAUUGAAUUCAGCCCUUGUUUAAUAUUUGAGUGCCUGUAGGCUAUGCAUACCUAAAAAAAAUCUCUUGCCCUUUGCUUAUGUAGUUCAAUGUUUUCCUUAAUAUUUGAUAAGAUAGAGAAUGGUGUUCUUGUUCUUGAGUCUUUAUAGAAAAAUUAUAUUUUGAUUGAUUCAGCCAUAGAUUAGGAAAUAGCAAUUAUGGUUCGAGAAAGAUCAGAAAACUCAACCGAUACAUUAAUUAUACGCGUUUUAGCAGACACUUUUGUUAUUAUACCGGU